AUGGCGGGUUCGAGUUCAAGCGGAGGAGACGACGAUUAUACGGUUGAGGAGACAGAUCCUUCAGGGGAUUACACAAGAUAUAAAAAUCUGAUCGAAGAAUCUUCAUCAAAAUCAGUAUUCAAAGGAUAUGAUAGACCUAAUGGGAAAGAAGUGGCUUGGAUUAAGAGAUUGAAAGGAAUGAUCGUUGCUGAAAAAGAAGCAUAUCUGAUGCGUUUAAAUCAUUCAAAUGUAUUGAAAUGUUACUACUCUUGGGAUAAUCAAGAAACAAAUACAUUAGACCAAAUUACAGAAAACUACUCUGGAAAUCUGAGUGAUUUUAUUGAAAAUCAUACAAAUUUCAGUGGUACAUCAUUAGCUGUAAUACAAAAUUGGAGUUUACAAAUUAUUGAAGCUCUUUUGUAUCUUCAUGAGCAACAUAUUCUUGUCAUUCAGAAUAAUCUUAGGAUCGAAAACUUAUAUGUUGUUGGAGAAUCUGGAACAGUUAAGAUUGGAGAUCUGAGUGAUGCAACGUUCAUAACUACAGAAGCUUUGUUACAGAUGGAGAUGGAAGCAGGUGAUCCUGCAACUGAUGCAGCUGGUAGGGCAAUGCAAGAAGAGAUACAACGAUUUGGACAAUGCGUCCUUCAGAUGGUGACCAAAAGUUUGAGGGGUAAACUGAUCAUAGACAAACAAUGCAAGAAUUUCAUAAAAAGUUGCUUCCUGCCAGGAGAUACACAGCCGACACUUGAAGAACUAUUGCACCAAGCUAUGCUAUAA
Molecule: messenger RNA, 756 nt
Organism: Chenopodium quinoa (quinoa)
Lineage: Eukaryota; Viridiplantae; Streptophyta; Magnoliopsida; Caryophyllales; Amaranthaceae
Product: serine/threonine-protein kinase WNK8-like
Exons: 1
Coding region: 1-756 (251 amino acids)
Biological process (GO): protein phosphorylation; intracellular signal transduction
Cellular component (GO): cytoplasm
Molecular function (GO): ATP binding; protein serine/threonine kinase activity
Source: RefSeq, a predicted model, not a curated record